CUCGGCUUUCGUCCAGCCAGCUUUCUUCCCAAUUCACAAGAUUAUCAUGCAUAUGAGGCUGUUCGUGACGAGUUCUUACGUUCAGCUAGGGGCCGUGCUGCAUUGUUAAGUGGGGGCAUAGUUGCUCGAUUAGCUCGCGAGAUUGUCAAUGAAGACGAUGUCUGUGAUGGACCUACUGUACAUGCUCUGCAAGAAGGAGAGCAUGCACUUUGUGUGUGGGAAGUGGGCCGAGGCCGUGCAUUCUGGGAUGACCAACUGACAAAUGAAGAAAUUGAUCUCAUAUGUGGUGCAUAUGAGGUUGCUACAGGCAUCAUCUCGAAGGAGGGUGUACAGCAGACUGCAAUGCGAUCCUGGUGGCCUCGUCCGAACUCUUGGAGAACAUGUGGGCUCAACUGUGGAUUUUGGUCAAAAGAUGCCGAAGAUUGGUUUCAAAAGCGACUGACUAAAAUUCAAAACUCU
Lentinula edodes (shiitake mushroom) is the source of this 459-nucleotide messenger RNA. RefSeq lists its product as uncharacterized. The annotation marks the transcript as partial. The transcript is spliced from 2 exons. Lineage: Eukaryota; Fungi; Basidiomycota; Agaricomycetes; Agaricales; Omphalotaceae. The record is from RefSeq and is a predicted model, not a curated record.